AUGGCUGACACUAUUAUCUCUCUUGUUAUUGAAAGAACUGUUGAUCUGCUGAUUAAAAAAUCUGUUUUCCUGAAAGAUGUUGGACGACAAAUUGAAAGAGUCCGAAAUGAUCUGGACUGGAUGCGGUGUUUCCUGAAAGAUGCAGAUCAAAAGCAAGAUGAAGAUGAAAGGAUUCACCACUGGGUUUCACAAAUCAGAGCUGCUGCCUAUGAUGCAGAGGAUGUCAUUGAGAUCUUUGCCAGCGAAGUUGAGUUCUUCACAAAGAACAAGGGACUCGUCACCAAAUUGACGUAUUAUCCCUUGAAAAUUGUGAACCUCUACAAGAUAGGUAAAGAGAUCGAGUCCUUACAGAUAAGGCUCAAUGACAUAGCUGAUAGCCGUGAAAAAUACGGUAUAAAAAAUCUUGGCGAGGGAACGAGUACACAAGGAGAAGAGCUUCAACGUCUCCGACGGUCCUCUCCAAUUAGUGAGGACAAGGAUAUUGUGGGCUUCGAGAAGAUAACAAAAUCCCUGGUGAAAGAACUUUUGAAAGGGGACAAAAACCGCCGGGUGGUUUCGAUCAUUGGCAUGGGAGGUGCUGGUAAGACAACUCUAGCCAAAAAAGUUUAUAACCAUGCUGAUGUUAGGGAGAGAUUCAACUGUCGUGCUUGGGUAUGUGUCUCUUCAAUUUACAAUCACAAAGAGACGCUGAGAACAAUCAUAAAGCAACUGAAUCCAGUAACUAAUGAGCUACUUGACAUGUUGGAAAAGAUGCAAGAGCAGGACUUGGAACAAAGGGUCUAUCAAGAUCUACAAGACAAAUGUUAUCUUGUGGUACUUGAUGAUGUAUGGAAGGAAGCAGCGUGGGAUUGCCUAUCCAGGAGGGCCUUUCCUGAUGUUGGCACAUCAAGUAGAUUGCUGCUUACAAGUUGCAAUCGGGAUGUUGCCGUACACGCAGAUGCUCUUAGCAUCCCACAUGAGUUGAAAACUUUGGGGGAGGACGAUAGCUGGCAGUUGUUCCUCAAAAAGGCCUUAGGCCAUGGAGCUAAUGCUGUGUGUCCUUCAGAUUUGGAAGUAGUAGGCAGGAAAAUUGCGGGGCGAUGUGCCGGUCUACCACUGGCCAUAACGGUUAUUGGUGGCCUGCUACUAGGCAAGAAAAAGUUGAAGAGUGAAUGGGAGAAAGUUCUCAACAACUUUAGCGCAUACCUAUCAAGAAGCCAGAGUGAAGCAGGGGCGAUUCUGGAAUUAAGUUAUGCAGAUCUUCCUGCCAAUCUGAAAUAUUGCUUUUUGUAUUUGGGUUUGUUUCCAGAGGACUCCGUGAUUUCUGUGCGCAAGUUGAUCCAUAUGUGGGUUGCAGAGGGAAUAAUGCAGAAAAGAGAUGCAAAAAAUUUGGAGGAAACUGCAGCAUAUGAUGAUGUGGAACGACUUUGUAGCAGGAAUAUGGUCCAAGUGGCGGAAAUGACUGUUGAUGAGAGGAUUAAAAGCUGCAGAGUCCAUGAUUUACUGCGAGAGCUUGCAAUCAGAAAGGCAGAGGAUGAAAAUUUUUUUUCAGAUCCAUGACACCAGAGAUGAUGAAAUAUCAGCCAAAUCCAGGUACCUUGCUGUUCAUAGUCUCCCUCUGGAUAAAAAUUAUU
Messenger RNA from Coffea eugenioides, 1613 nucleotides. RefSeq names its product putative disease resistance protein At1g50180. NCBI's taxonomy places the organism in Eukaryota, Viridiplantae, Streptophyta, Magnoliopsida, Gentianales, Rubiaceae. Gene Ontology annotation, molecular function: ADP binding. Gene Ontology annotation, biological process: defense response to other organism. The transcript has a single exon. The record is from RefSeq and is a predicted model, not a curated record. Bases 1 to 1539 code for a protein of 512 amino acids.